AUGCCAGGACGCACUUCCCCAACAGGCAGUGUCAUGACACAAGAAGCCUACCGAAAGCGAAAAGAAGAAGAGAACAGCGAAGACGAAGAGGAAAACAUUAACUACGAUUCCGACGACGAUGGCAAGCCAAAGAAGCAAAACGAUCAGAGAAAACGUCAAGAAGCUCACCUCGCUGGGUACCGACAACAAAUGAUGAAAACAACCGAAGGACCGCCAUCAAUAGAACACUCCCGAAUUCCAUCGAUACAAGGUCCAUGGAUGAAUAUCCCCGACGAUGACAGCGACGAUGAUGUCCCGCUGGCGAUGCUGCAGGCUAGAAGUCAACGUGAUCGCAUGUCUCGCUUAGCAGGCGUUCGAUCAAACCCCAAUCUCCGGGCAUCCGCGCAACAACACAUGAUGAGACCUGGUUCGGCGCAAGGAAAGCCCGAUAAUGGUUCACAUCUGCGAUUGCCAUCCUUUGCAACAAAUCUUCCUCAAGAUCCUUUCCAAGACCCGUUUCAAGAUCCAUUUCAGACGAAGAAGCCCAUGUUCACGGGCGGGUUGAUCAGUGUUAUUGCGAAUGAGGAGCGCGCUAAAGCAUCGCGACGGGGAACACCAAGUGCUAGCUUUCAAGCACCACAGAACCCGUUUGCUUUGACGAGUGCAUCGCCGUACAUGCCGCCACCGUAUGGAGCGCCAAUGCCACAGCAAUUAUCGAGGCCGCAAACACCUUCUGGUCAAAUACAUCAGCAAAUACCCCAGGGCAUCCAAGACCAGAUGCAGUUUAUACAGACCAUGACGUUUGGCGCGCAGCACAAGUCCAAUAAUUCGUGGGCCAGCAUUCCGCAAAGACCUGGAACGAGUGGUAGUGCGGCGCCGGCGGUGAAGCCUGCGUUGCCGGCUUAUGGGGGUUAUGCGCAGUCUAUUCCACCAGCGGAAAGGAGUACUGUUGGUCUUCCUAGUCGAUACAGGGCAGUGUCGAAGCAGAAGGCGUAA
Fusarium redolens is the source of this 975-nucleotide messenger RNA. RefSeq lists its product as uncharacterized. The record is from RefSeq and is a predicted model, not a curated record. The transcript has a single exon. The coding region runs from base 1 to 975 and encodes 324 amino acids. NCBI's taxonomy places the organism in Eukaryota, Fungi, Ascomycota, Sordariomycetes, Hypocreales, Nectriaceae.